GCUGGUGAGGGAGAGGUUGAAGGAGGACGUGGAGGAGAUGAGUGGUCAGUUCCCUGGCUUCUGGCCAGGUCUGGUAGCAGGUGGAGGAGAUGAGGGGUCAGUUCCCUGGCUCCUGGCUAGGCCUGGUAGUUUUGCAGGUGUCUCUUUGAGCCUUUUUGCACUAACCCAAACUGUAUCUUGCAGGCUUGGAUAUUCACUUUGUCCUUUCCAGCACAGUUCCAGCAACUGUGGUGGAGGCGUAACCAGGUCAGCUCAGUACAGCUUGUUUCAGUUGUGCUGAGUUCAGCUCUGGUCAGGAGUGUGAAAAGCCCUUUUUUGUGUAUCCUUCAUGUAAUUCCCAGAGUGUCUUCAAUCAGUUUUCUGUGAUUCUUAUGGGUUUAUAUAAUCUUCUUCUUCUCCCACACUGCUUCAGAUGACUUUUAGGUAAAUGUGUCGGUUGUUUGCUCGCUAGAAGGUGUGAGUUUAAUUUGCUUGCUUCUCCCUACUAACGCCAGGCUACUUGACGCCUCCUACUCAAAGAAUGUGGGGCUAAGCAGCUUGGAAGUGUGGUUUCCUCUCUGUACACUUGCAAUGAGAAUGCUAAGCUAAUGCUAAUCACAGCCACCAUCUACAUAGAUUGGAAUCAAUGCCAACCAUGUCAGACUGACAGACUGCCAGAGAGGAUGAGGUGAGUAGAACUGGACUAGAACUACAGCUACUAGAUCCAGUGUUUUAAUGGCGUUCUACAUGUAUGUUUUUACAUACAUGCCCUUACUGCCAGAGUGGUGUGUGUAUUUGAAGAGACCGAACAAGGACGGAGAGCUUGUGCAUAAAAAAAAAAAAAAGAUAACAUUGAUAUGGAUACAGGUUUGGCCACAUUUGCCCCAGAAGGCCAUUGAAUCCUCUAGCUAAGCAACAAAAGAUAGGCCUUGUAAAGCAUUUGAAAUACAGUUUUUAAACAAGUUUGAUUCUUCGGCUGUCCCCUUUUGAAGAACCCUUUUUGGUUCCAGGUAGAACCCUUUUUGGUUCCAGGUAGAACCCUUUUGGUUCCAAGUAGAACCCUUUUGGGUUCCAUGUAUCAAUGCGGUGAAGCUCUCUCGGGGGACCUGGGAGAAUGUUUCAUCCACUGUACUCCUAACAGCUGCAUGGAGCUCAUUAGCUAGACAGGUGAGGGUCACACCAAAUGAAUGGUUACAAUAGCACUGUCAGUGGCAGACUUGGUUGCUGGAAAAAACAUCUGGUUUAGCAUAUAGUAAUGUUGUAUAAUGCACCUUUAACAGAAAAUCACCUUCCAGUGUAAAAACCAUGGACAUUAAAAACUACAUUGUAUAUAUAUAUAUAUAAUUCCUUUCCUGCAGUCAAAUGACCACAUCGCCAUCUAGUGGCCUCAUGGGUGGAAUAGUAGUAAUAUCUUUCAUAAUUUCAUAAUUAAUAAACCUUUUUUUUUAAUAAGCUGAAAAUCCGGUGUUUCUAUGUCAAACGGUUUUGUUAUAUUUCAGUCUUCUGUGAUGUAUAUAAAGUGUAAUAUUGGGAUGCAAACUCAAAAUGUAAUACAUUUAAACUCUAUAUCUGACAUGGUACAUGUGUCUUCUUUUUUUAAGCCCAUAACCAUGUGUGUGAGGUGUAUACUUCUGUUUCAAAGUAGAUUUGUUUAAGACUACCAAUAAAUACUCUGUGUGAGCCUGAUUUAGCCCACUGCAGUAAAAGGUUAAUUAAGUGAGAAGUAGGCAUUGGUCUGAAGCAAAUUCACAUGAGCAACACAAUGCCUACUCCACCCAUGCUCUACCAAGGUUUUCCAGCACACAGCUUUAACCUACUACAGUAGCUAUGUUGGUCUAUUGUACUUCAAAUAAUGUGUAUGCAGGUUGCUUAGAAUUCAAACUAUCUCUAACAGCCUAAUUCAUACUUUAAUAUUAUAAUGCACAGCCACUCAUUUGGAGCCACGGGGGACAAUUACCUUUCUGAUUUUCCUCUCCAUUUUAUGGGCACAUAAUUACGACAUAUAUGGCUGCUUGCAGCUGUUCUUUUCUUUCAUGCUGCCAACAAACAGAAGCGAAUCUAUUAUUGUUUACUGAGAUUAAGCCUUGGGGCUUUGACUAAAAUGGAGGCACUAGUUAUGCACUUACUACCUACAUCCCAAAUGGCACCCUAUUCCCUAUUGGACCUGGUCAAAAGUAGUGCACUACAUAGGGAAUAGGGUGCCAUUUGUGACGCAUUACUGUCUUUCUCUUUCAUUGCUUUUGAGUGUCUCGUUUUACCAAGGAAGUAAUUUUCUUGUUUUCUCAUUUAGUUGUAAUGGUUCUAUCAGAAACACAACUCUAUAAAGAUCAAUGUUCACUGAGAAAGUAAUUUUCUUGUUUUCUCAUUUAGUUGUAAUGGUUCUAUCAGAAACACAACUCUAUAAAGAUCAAUGUUCACUGAGAAAGUAAUUUUCUUGUUUUCUCAUUUAGUUGUAAUGGUUCUAUCAGAAACACAACUCUAUAAAGAUCAAUGUUCACUUACAGUUCAUUAAAAAAAAAAUAGUUUUAAAUAAUAAUAAUUUAAUAAUAAUAAUGUAAUAAAUAAUUCAAUUUGACUUAACUUUAAAAAAUAAAAUAAUCUUAAAUAGAAAGAAGAACAACUGUUGACUAUUUCAUCUCGUACUUUCUUUCUUUGUCAUUUCUAGAACAAUAUCCAGAGUGUGAAGUGCUUUCUCAUGACGUACCAGCCAGGAAAGUGAAACAUUUCCUACACCAAGCUGAAGCCACAGGAACCUCAACCCAGGUAUAGACUUGAUAUCUCUGGUAUAGACUUGAUAUCUCUGGUAUAGAAUUGAUAUCUCUGCUAUAGACUUGAUAUCUAUAGUAUAGGCUUGAUAUCUCCAGUAUAGACUUGAUAUCUCCACUAUAGACUUGAUAUCUCCGUUAUAGACUUGAUAUUUCUGGUAUAGACUUGAUAUCUCAGCUAUAGACUUGAUAUCUCUGGUAUAGACUUGAUAUCUCUGGUAUAGACUUGAUAUCUCUGCUAUAGACUUGAAAUCUCUGGUAUAGACUUGAUAUAUCUGCUAUAGACUUGAUAUCUCUGGUAUAGACCUGAUAUCUCUGCUAUAGACUUGAUAUCUCUGGUAUAGACUUGAUAUCUCUGCUAUAGACUUGAUAUCGCUGGUAUAGACUUGAUAUCUCUGGUAUAGACUUGAUAUCUCUGGUAUAGACUUGAUAUCUCUGGUAUAGACUUGAUAUCUCUGUUAUAGACUUGAUAUCUCUGGUAUAGACUUGAUAUCUCAGCUAUAGACUUGAUAUCUCUGGUAUAGACUUGAUAUCUCAGCUAUAGACGUGAUAUCUCUGCUAUAGACUUGAUAUCUCUGGUAUAGACUUGAUAUCUCUGGUAUAGACUUAAUAUCUCUGGUAUAGACUUGAUAUCUCAGCUAUAGACUUGAUAUAUCUGCUAUAGACUUGAUAUCUCUGGUAUAGACUUGAUAUCUCUGGUAUAGACUUGAUAUCUCUGGUAUAGACUUGAUAUCUCAGCUAUAGACUUGAUAUCUCUGCUAUAGACUUGAUAUCUCUGGUACAGACUUGAUAUCUCUGGUAUAGACUUGAAAUCUCUGGUAUAGACUUGAUAUCUCUGGUAUAGACUUGAUAUCUCUGCUAUAGACUUGAUAUCUCUGCUAUAGACUUGAUAUCUCAGCUAUAGACUUGAUAUCUCAGCUAUAGACUUGAUAUCUCUGCUAUAGACUUGAUAUCUCUGGUAUAGACUUGAUAUCUCUGGUAUAGACUUGAUAUCUCUGCUAUAGACUUGAUAUCUCUGGUAUAGACUUAAUAUCUCUGGUAUAGACUUGAUAUCUCUGGUAUAGACUUGAUAUCUCUGCUAUAGACUUGAUAUCUCUGCUAUAGACUUGAUAUCUCUGGUAUAGACUUGAUAUCUCUGCUAUAGACUUGAUAUCUCUGCUAUAGACUUGAUAUCUCUGCUAUAGACUUGAUAUCUCUGGUAUAGACUUGAUAUCUCUGCUAUAGACUUGAUAUCUCUGCUAUAGACUUGAUAUCUCUGGUAUAGACUUGAUAUCUCUGGUAUAGACUUGAUAUCUCUGCUAUAGACUUGAUAUCUCUGCUAUAGACUUGAUAUCUCUGGUAUAGACUUGAUAUCUCUGCUAUAGACUUGAUAUCUCCGUUAUAGACUUGAUAUCUCCGUUAUAGACUUGAUAUCUCUGCUAUAGACUUGAUAUAUUUUAGACUUGUGCCUUUUACUCUUAUCUCAAGUUCAUUUGGGUUUAUAAAGGUGACCCAGUGAUAAUCAGUUAGUCAGCCAGCCGGCCAGCCAGCCAGUUAGUUAGUCAGCCAGUUAGUCAGUCAGCCAGCCAGCCAGAUAGUCAGUCAGUCAGUUAGUCAGCCAGCCAGUCAUCCAGCCAGCCAGUUAGUUAGUCAGCCAGUUAGUCAGUCAGCCAGCCAGCCAGAUAGUCAGUCAGUCAGUUAGUCAGCCAGCCAGUCAUCCAGCUAGUCAGUCAGUUAGUCAGCCAGUCAGCCAGAUAGUCAGUUAGCCAGUCAGCCAGUCAGUCAGUUAGUCAGCCAGCCAGCCAGUCAGUUAGUCAGCCAGCCAGCCAGUCAGUCAGUUAGUCAGCCAGUCAGCCAGAUAGUCAGUUAGCCAGUCAGCCAGUCAGUCAGUUAGUCAGCCAGCCAGCCAGCCAGCCAGUCAGUUAGUCAGCCAGCCAGCCAGCCAGUCAGCCAGUUAGUCAGCCAGCCAGCCAGUCAGCCAGUCAGUCAGUCAGCCAGUCUGCCAGCCAGCCAGUCAGUUAGUCAGCCAGCCAGCCAGCCAGCCAGCCAGCCAGCCAGCCAGUCAGUUAGUCAGUCAGCCAGUCAGUCAGUCAGUUAGUCAGCCAGUCAGUCAGUCAGUCAGUCAGUCAGUCAGUUAGUCAGCCAGCCAGUCAGUCAGUUAGUUAGUUAGUCAGCCAGCCAGCCAGCCAGCCAGUCAGCCAGUCAGUCAGUCAGCCAGCCAGCCAGCCAGCCAGCCAGCCAGCCAGCCAGUCAACCAGUCAGUUAGUCAGUCAGUCAGCCAGUCAGUCAGUCAGUCAGUCAGUCAGUCAGUCAGUCAGUCAGUCAGUCAGUCAGUCAGUCAGUCAGUCAAUACAACCAUUGCAGCUCUAUCUUUAAAUAGCUCCUACAGUAUGAAUUGGACAGUAACCAAGGACCAAGUCCUAACACACGUACCAGGAACAGCAGUAGUCGCGAUAAGGACACAACCACAUUAGUAAAGAGAACAGGGGAGAGUUGGUAUCACUGUAGGCCUACAUCAGUAUAAUGUCAAGUAUGAGAGAAGCGCUCCAAAUGGUCGAGCUACUGUGACCUUUUUCAGUGACGCUGUGAUCACACACUCUUGCACACCAAAGACAAUUGGCUGUCUGGCCAGGGAGGUUGCCCUCUUCUCAGAGGAGGUGGAGCCCUAUGGGACGACCCUAGCCAAAGUUCGUCUGGAGGUCAUGAACUGCCUCAAGGAACAGCCUGAUGGGAAAUACGUGGUGGUCACGGUGUAAGGUCAUCACACACACGAACACACUCAAACACACACGUACACACACAUCGCACAAAUGGCACAUACACACAUAUAUACUGACACACGAACACACACACACAAACACACACUUAUGCCAACAUUUGUACAAUCAAAAUUAACUAUCUACAUUGUCAUUUUACUAAACAUAAUUAUAGCAAGCAAGCAUGGUCUUGGAUCAUGACAUAAUGACAUCGUCAGCAAUGGAAUGAAUAUACGGACAGACAAAGUAGGCCUACUAAACAACAAGUAGACAGUCAAAAACAACCAUAUGGCCUCAGCCAAGUAGACAGACUAAAACAACCAUAUGGCCUCAGCAAAGUCGACAGGAAUUAACUAGAUUGAACAACAAUGACUAGCUACUGAUUCUGAUUCAUAAACAAUUUGGAAAAGGGGAGACUUGUGCCCUGAGAUGAGUGACUGACUGUGAGUGAAACAGAGCCAUGCGUGUGUCUGUCUGUCUGGGGAAAUGAGAGCAGUGGGAGAGUGGCUUGCUCUAAUCCAAUCGUUGCAGCAGGCUCAACCGAUACCCCGCCCCAUUUCUUUACAUACAGAAGAACUAGCCAAUAGUUGUUUAGAGCACACAGCGCUUCACACUGUUUGAGUGAAAGAGAGAUGUGUGCUGGCAGCUGAAGAUUACUUUUUUCAGAUCACGGAUAAUUACAAAAAAUACUUGUGUCAUAAUCGUAUUCAGAAAAUUCUCCAUAUCCAUUACGAUACUAGUUUUGUCCGAGUACUCGGCACACCCCUACUAACUCCUAACCCUAAACCUAACCUUGUGGGGACUUUUGGGGAUUGCAGGGUUCACGAGGAUAAAAUAACUAGACCACACACGCACACGCACACGCACACACACACACACACACAAUGAGCCUCAGUGGGAUGUGUACUGGCCUCUAUGCCCAAGAACUGUCUGGCAUGUGAAUCGAAUGGCACGAAUGGCGUGGUCCUCUGUAGCUCUGCUGGUAGAGCACGGCGCUUGUAACGCCAAGGUAGUGGGUUCGAUCCCCGAGACCACCCAUACACAAAAAUGUAUGCACGCAUGACUGUAAGUCGCUUUGGAUAAAAGCGUAUACUAAAUGGCAUAUUAUAUUAUAUAUUAUAUUAUUAUGUUGUAUGCCAAAUGGCACUACAUUGAAUCUGUAACUGCCCUUGACCUCUGACAUCCUCUUGGCAGGAUUACGCCCACUCCACUGGGUGAGGGCAAGACCACCACCACACUGGGGUUGGCACAGGCCCUAGGGGCACAUGAAUAUCAAUUAUAUUUCCGUAAUUCCUCACAUUCUUCUCUAAAGGCAUUGGCUGAGGAGGUCUGAGGGGUGGAGGUUUGGAUCUUCUCUUCCAAUGCACUUUGAGAAGGAGGCGAGAGGAUGUGAGGAAUUGAGAAAAGUAACCAAAUCGUGCCACAGUGAAUGUAUCAAUGUAUCACACAGAGACACUAAAUAUCCCCUGAAACAACUGUGAAUGGUCAUGCUUGACUAGAGUUACAGUGCAUUUGGAAAGUAUUCAGACCCCUUGAAUUUUUCCACAUUUUCUUACGUUACAGCCUUAUUCUAAAAUGGAUUAAAUAAAUAAAAAAUCAUCAAUCUACACACAUUACCCCAUAAUGACAAAGUGAAAACAUGUUUUUAUAAUGUUUUGCAAAUUUAUACAAAAGAAAAAAACAGAAAUAUCUUAUUUACAUAAGUAUUCAGACCCUUUGAUAUGAGACUCAAAAUUGAGCUCAGGUGCAUCCUGUUUCCAUUGAUCAUCCUUCAGAUGUUUGUUUCUACAACUUGAUUGGAGUCCACCUGGGGUACAUUCAUUUGAUUGGACAUGAUUUGUAAAGGGACACACCUGUCUAUAUAAGGUCCCACAGUUGACAGUGACAGUCAGAGCAAAAACCAAGCCAUGAGGUCGAAGGAAUUGUCCGUAGAGCGCCGAGACAGGAUUGUGUCGAGGCACAGAUCUGGGGAAUGGCACCAAAAAAUUUCUGCAGCAUUGAAGGUCCCCAAGAACACAGUGACCUCCAUCAUUCUUAAAUGGAAGAAGUUUGGAACCACCAAGACUCUUCCUUGAGCUGGCCGCCCGGCCAAACUGAGCAAUCGGGGGAGAAGGGCCUUGGUCAGGGAGGUGACCAAAAACACGAUGGUCACUCUGACAGAGCUCCAGAGAUCCUCUGUGGAGAUGGGAGAACCUUCCAGAAGGACAACCAUAUGUGCAGCACUCCACCAAUCAGGCCUUGAUGGAAGCCACUCCUCAGUAAAAGGCACAUGACUGCCCGCUUGGAGUUUGCCAAAAGGCACCUAAAGGACUCUCAGACCAUGAGAAACAAGAUUCUCUGGUCUGAUGAAACCAAGAUUGAACUCUUUGGCUUGUAACUGUCACGUCUGGAGGAAACCUGGCACCAUCCCUACGGUGAAGCAUGGUGGAGGCAGCAUCAUGAUGUGGGGAUGUUUUUCAGUGGCAGGGUCUGGGAGACUAGUCAGGAUCGAGGGAAAGGUGAACAGAGCAAAGUACAGAGAGAUCCUUGAUGAAAACCUGCUACAGAGCAUUCAGGACCUCAGACUGGGGUGAAGAUUCACUUUCCAACAGGACAAUUUAUUUUAUUUUAUUUUAUUUAUUUCACCUUUAUUUAACCAGGUAAGCCAGUUGAGAACAAGUUCUCAUUUACAACUGCGACCUGGCCAAGAUAAAGCAAAGCAGUGCGAUAAAAACAACAACACAGAGUUACAUAUGGGGUAAAAAAAACAUAAGGUCAUAAAAUACAACAGAAAAUAUAUAUACAGUGUGUGCAAAUGUAGCAAGUUAAGGAGGUAAGGCAAUAAAUAGGCUAUAGUGCAAAAUAAUUACAAUUAGUAUUAACACUGGAAUGCUAGAUGUGCAAGAGAUUAUGUGCAAAUAGAGAUACUGGGGUGCAAAAGAGCAAAAUAAAUAACAAUAUAGGGAUGAGGUAGUUGGGUGGGCUAAUUUCAGAUGGGCUGUGUACAUGUGCAGUGAUCGGUAAGGUACUCUGACAACUGAUGCUUAAAGUUAGUGAGGGAGAUAAGAGUCUCCAGCUUCAGAGAUUUUUGCAAUUCGUUCCAGUCAUUGGCAGCAGAGAACUGGAAGGAAUGGCGGCCAAAGGAGGUGUUGGCUUUGGGAAUGACCAGUGAGAUAUACCUGCUGGAGCGCAGACUACGGGUGGGUGCUGCUAUGGUGACCAAUGAGCUAAGAUAAGGCGGGGAUUUGCCUUGCAGUGAUUUAUAGAUGGCCUGGAGCCAGUGGGUUUGACGACGAACAUGUAGUGAGGACCAGCCAACAAGAGCGUACAGGUCACAGUGGUGGGUAGUGUAUGGGGCUUUGGAGACAAAACGGAUGGCACUGUGAUAGACUACAUCCAAUUUGCUGAGUAGAGUGUUGGAGGCUAUUUUGUAAAUGACAUUGCCGAAGUCAAGGAUCGGUAGGAUAGUCAGUUUUACGAGGGCAUGUUUGGCAGCAUGAGUGAAGGAGGCUUUGUUGCGAAAUAGGAAGCCGAUUCUAGAUUUAACUUUGGAUUGGAGAUUCUUAAUGUGAGUCUGGAAGGAGAGUUUACAGUCUAACCAGACACCUAGGUAUUUGUAGUUGUCCACAUACUCUAGGUCAGACCCAUCGAGAGUGGUGAUUCUAGUCGGGUGGGCGGGUGCCAGCAGCGUUCGAUUGAAGAGCAUGCAUUUAGUUUUACUAGUGUUUAAGAGCAGUUGGAGGCUACUGAAGGAGUGUUGUAUGGCAUUGAAGCUCGUUUGGAGGUUUGUUAACACAGUGUCCAAUGAAGGGCCAGAUGUAUACAAAAUGGUGUCGUCUGCGUAGAGGUGGAUCUGAGAGUCACCAGCAGCAAGAGCGACAUCAUUGAUAUACACGGAGAAAAGAGUCCGCCCAAGAUUUGAACCCUGUGGCACCCCCAUAGAGACUGCCAUAGGUCCAGACAACAGGCCCUCCGAUUUCACACAUUGAACUCUAUCUGAGAAGUAGUUGGUGAACCAGGCGAGGCAGUCAUUUGAGAAACCAAGGCUAUUUAGUCUUCCAAUAAGAAUGCGGUGGUUGACAGAGUCGAAAGCCUUGGCCAGGUCGAUGAAGACGACUGCACAGUACUGUCUAUUAUCGAUCGCGGUUAUAAUAUCGUUUAGGACCUUGAGCGUGGCUGAAGUGCACCCAUGACCAGCUCGGAAACCGGAUUGCAUAGCGGAGAAGGUACGGUGGGAUUCGAAAUGGUUGGUGAUCUGUUUGUUAACUUGGCUUUCAAAUACUUUCGAAAGGCAGGGCAGGAUGGAUAUAGGUCUGUAACAGUUUGGAUCUAGAGUGUCACCCCCUUUGAAGAGGGGGAUGACCGCGGCAGCUUUCCAAUCUCUGGGGAUCUCAGACGCUACGAAAGAGAGGUUGAACAGGCUAGUAAUAGGGGUUGCGACAAUUUCUGCGGCUAGUUUUAGAAAGAAAGGGUCCAGAUUGUCUAGCCCAGCUGAUUUGUAGGGGUCCAGAUUUUGCAGCUCUUUCAGAACAUCAGCUGUCUGAAUUUGUGUGAAGGAGAAGCGGGGGGGGGCAUGGGCAAGUUAAUAAUAAUAAUAAUAAUAUGCCAUUUAGCAGACGCUUUUAUCCAAAGCGACUUACAGUCAGGCGUGCAUACAUUUUUUUUUGUGUAUGGGUGGUCCCGGGGAUCGAACCCACUACCUUGGCGUUACAAGCGCCGUGCUCUACCAGCUGAGCUACAGAGGACCAAGUUGCAGCAGAGGGUGCAGAGUUGGUGGCCGGGGUAGUGGUAGCCAGGUGGAAAGCAUGGCCAGCCGUAGCAAAAUGCUUGUUGAAAUUCUCGAUUAUUGUAGAUUUAUCGGUGGUGAUAGUGUUUCCUAGCCUCAGUGCAGUGGGCAGCUGGGAGGAAGUGCUCUUAUUCUCCAUGGACUUUACAGUGUCCCAAAACUUUUUGGAGUUAGUGCUACAGGAUGCAAAUUUCUGUUUGAAAAAGUUAGCCUUUGCUUUCCUGACUGCUUGUGGAUAUUGGUUCCUAACUUCCCUGAAAAGUUGCAUAUCGCGGGGGCUAUUUGAUGCUAAUGCAGUACGCCACAGGAUGUUUUUGUGCUUGUCAAGGGCAGUAAAGUCUGAGGAGAACCAGGGGCUAUAUCUGUUCUUAGUUCUGUAUUUUUUGAAUGGGGCAUGUUUAUUUAAGAUUGAGAGGAAAUUACUUUUAAAGAACAACCAGGCAUCCUCUACUGACGGAAUGAGAUCUAUAUCCAUCCAGGAUACCUGGGCCAGGUCAAUUAGGAAGGCCUGCUCUCUAAAGUGUUUUAGGGAGCGUUUGACAGUGAUGAGGGGUGGUCGUUUGACCGCGGACCCGUUACGGACGCAGGCAAUAAGGCAGUGAUCGCUGAGAUCCUGGUUGAAGACAGCGGAGGUGUAUUUAGAGGGUAAGUUAGUCAGGAUGAUAUCUAUGAGGGUACCCAUGUUUACGGAUUUAGGGUUGUACCUGGUAGGUUCGUUGAUAAUUUGUGUGAGAUUGAGGGCAUCUAGUUUGGAUUGUAGGAUGGCCGGGGUGUUAAGCAUAUCCCAAUUUAGGUCACCAAGCAGUACGAACUCUGAGGAUAAAUGGGGGACAAUGACCCAAAGCACACAGCCAAGACAACGCAGGAGUGGCUUCGGGAUAAGUCUCUGAAUGUCCUUGAGUGGCCCAGCCAGAGCCCGGACUUGAACCCGAUCGAACAUCUCUGGAGAGACUUGAAAAUAGCUGUACAGCGAUGCUCCCCAUCCAACCUGACAGAGCUUGAGAGGAUCUGCAGAGAAGAAUGGGAGAAACUCCCCAAAUACUCAAGGCUGUAAUCGCUAACAAAGGUGCUUCAACAAAGUACUGAGUAAAGGGUCUGAAUACUUAUGUAAAUGUGAUAUUUAUGUUUUUAUUAUUUGUAAUACAUUUGCAAAAAUGUCUAAAACCUGUUUUUCGCUUCAUCAUUAUGGGGUAUUGUGUGUAGAUUGAUGAGGAAAAAACAAAAUGUUUAUCCAUUUUAGAAAAAGGCUGUAACGUAACAAAAUGUGGAAAAAGUGAAAGGGUCUGAAUACAUUCCGAAUGCAGUGUAAAUGGAAUGGGAGGUAACCUGACCUCUCUGCAGGUAGGAAGCCUGUAGGUGUGUCUUUAGAUGAUGUACUAACAGUGCAACCAGCAGGAACAGCUGAGUGGGUCUGUGGCCAGUGAGGUGACGGCUGUUAUGGCUCUCAGAACCAGUAUGGAGGACAUGACGCGUUGCCUGGCCAGGAUGAUGGUGGCUUACAGUCGCAAGGGGAACUGGUCAGUGUGUGGGUGUGUCUGCCUGUCUCUCUGUGUGUGUGUGUGUGUGUGUGUGUGUGUGUGUGUGUGUGUGUGUGUGUGUGUGUGUGUGUGUGUGUGUGUGUGUGUGUGUGUGCUUGCGUGUUUGUGUGUGUGUGUGUGUGUGCGUGUGUCUGUGCAAAUGUAAAUGCAUGUAUAUGUCUGUGCGAGCUCGUUUGUUCGAAGGAAAGAGAGAGAAAGCACAUUUAGCCAAUUACGAUAUGUCAUGCAGUUGUGCAAAUAACGUGUCCACUUACGACGCUUGUUCUGUAUAAUUUCCAUUCACAGUGCUACUGUUAUAGCACCUGAGUGAUUUCAAUAACAUGUUAUUAGAGUCUCUCUGUGUUCACCCCACAAGGUAUCAGUUGAGUCUCACUGUGUUUGCCCCACAAGGUAUCAGUUGAGUCUCUCUGUGUUCGCCCCACAAGGUAUCAGUUGAGUCUCACUGUGUUUGCCCCACAAGGUAUCAGUUGAGUCUCUCUGUGUUCGCCCCACAAGGUAUCAGUUGAGUCUCUCUGUGUUCGCCCCACAAGGUAUCAGUUGAGUCUCACUGUGUUUGCCCCACAAGGUAUCAGUUGAGUCUCACUGUGUUCGCCCCACAAGGUAUCAGUUGAGUCUCUCACUGUGUUCGCCCGACAAGGUAUCAGUUGAGUCUCUCUGUGUUCGCCCCACAAGGUAUCAGUUGAGUCUCUCUGUGUUCGCCCCACAAGGUAUCAGUUGAGUCUCUCUGUGUUUUCCCCACAAGGUAUCAGUUGAGUCUCUCUGUGUUCACCUCACAAGGUAUCAGUUGAGUCUCACUGUGUUUGCCCCACAAGGUAUCAGCUGAGUCUUGCUGUGUUCGCCCCACAAGGUAUCAGUUGAGUCUCUCACUGUGUUCGCCCCACAAAGUAUCAGUUGAGUGUUGGCCAAGAUGGUGAGAGAAUCUGUGAAGUCCAGUCUAAUGCAUACCAUGGAGGUGAGAGAAUCUGUGAAGUCCAGUCUAAUGCAGACCAUGGAGGUGAGAGAAUCAUAUAAUGUACCCAGACAACCAGACGUGAUCUAUGAAAUGAAUGUGUUAUUAAAACCCUUUUAGACCCUUAUGUCUUCAUUAGUGUGUGUGUGUGUGUGUGUGUGUGUGUGUGUGUGUAUGUGUGUGUAUGUGUGUGUGUGUGUGUGUGUGUGUGUGUGUGUGUGUGUGUGUGUGUGUGUGUGUGUGUGUGUGUGUGUGUUGUGUGUGUGUGUGUGUGUGUGUGUGUGUGUGUGUGUGUGUGUGUGUGUGUGUGUGUGUGUGUGUGACCUAAGGGUCUAUAUGCUGUCUAAAUAAAUCAGACCUGUUGGGAGCAGAUUGGUCUUGUGUGUGUGUGUGUGUGUUGUGUGUGUGUGUGUGUGUUGUCUUUCUUUUUGCUGGACACGUGUUUUCAUCUCUAGCACCUGCUCCAAACCAUUAGACGUGUUUCUA
Molecule: messenger RNA, 13217 nt
Organism: Coregonus sp. 'balchen'
Lineage: Eukaryota; Metazoa; Chordata; Actinopteri; Salmoniformes; Salmonidae
Source: the annotation of a GenBank genome assembly